AAGCGAAGGUAGCACGUUUUUGUGUUGCUGUUUAGUUUUCGUCCUAAAAACAGGUGGAAACCUAUCUGUUUUUACCAUUAAACAGUUUAAGUUGUUAUUUCCAAAAAGUUUUCCCUCUUGCGCGUGUGUAAAAUCUCUCAAACUCCAACAAAAUGACUGCUCGUUCGAAGAAACGCCGCAACAAGAACAAUUCCAUCCGGCGUGCAAAAAACAAGGUGAAGGAGGUAAAGAAACUAAAGAAAAUGUUAGGAUUCAUCGAAGAAGAUGCCGAUGAACUAAUGGAGAAGAUUAAGGAUAUCACGGAACAGAAGAAACCCGACAAGGAACUUGAGCUUGUGAAGGAGGAAACGAAGGCCGAGAUAUUUCAAAAGGAAACUAAAGAUAUAAUCAAUCACGAGAAGUACGUCAGUGUUGUCAAUCCGAAAACGAAGGUAAAGCACGUGUACAACAUUAAAACGAAGCGGGAUCAGUUCGGCCAGUAUCCGGUGUGGUACAAUGUGCGAAAGGAACGGCGAAAGCAGAAAUUACGCGAAGGCAAAGCCACCAAACUACGACAGUUCCGCGGCAGACGCUUGCAUUUCAUCGACAGAACAAGCGGUUGGAAGAAUAUCGUGAAAUAAAAAGGCCUCUCUUUGGAUAUA
Messenger RNA from Anopheles nili, 641 nucleotides. RefSeq names its product protein LLP homolog. The record is from RefSeq and is a predicted model, not a curated record. The transcript has 2 exons. Gene Ontology annotation, biological process: dendrite extension. NCBI's taxonomy places the organism in Eukaryota, Metazoa, Arthropoda, Insecta, Diptera, Culicidae. The coding region runs from base 153 to 620 and encodes 155 amino acids. Gene Ontology annotation, cellular component: nucleolus. Gene Ontology annotation, molecular function: RNA binding.